UAUCCUUCUACCAUCACAUUCACUCGAGAUCUUCUCCUUCUCUCUCAAAUACUCAAGGAAAAAAAAAGUUCUUUUAGCCUUCCCCAUCCUAUCAAACAUGGCUGGUGCCAAGACUGUCUGUGUUCUCUUGCUGUGCAUGGUGCUCUCCGCCCCCAUGUUGAACGUUGAAGCCUUGUCAUGCGGUGUUGUGGCCGGUAACUUGGCACAGUGCCUUGGCUACCUGAGAAAUGGCGGGAAAGUUCCUGCCGUUUGCUGCAAAGGAGUUGAGGCUCUCAACAAUGCUGCUAAAACCACUCAAGAUCGCCGAGAUGCUUGUAAUUGCAUUAAAACAACCGCCGCUCAACUUGGUGGGGUUAAUUCUAACUACGCAGCUGCUCUCCCUGGUCUCUGCCAUGUUAAUAUUCCGUACAAGAUCAGCACAUCCACUAACUGCGCCAGCAUCAAGUGAGGUGAGCAAGAUCGAGCAUCAUCCAUCGGGUUGCACCAUGAUCAUAAUAAAAUAGGUGUUUGCCUCUAUAGAUGGGUCUCCACAAUCAGUCUCGUGUCGUUUGUCUUUUUCUGUUUUAAUGAGUAUCGUGUGUCGUUAUCCAUGUAUCUUUUGGCGGUAUGCAAUAUGUUAUGAAAAUAAUAUUCUACUAUUUUAUUUAUGUUA
Populus euphratica (Euphrates poplar) is the source of this 652-nucleotide messenger RNA. Its product is annotated as non-specific lipid-transfer protein 1-like. Lineage: Eukaryota; Viridiplantae; Streptophyta; Magnoliopsida; Malpighiales; Salicaceae. The record is from RefSeq and is a predicted model, not a curated record. The transcript is spliced from 2 exons. Gene Ontology annotation, biological process: lipid transport. Gene Ontology annotation, molecular function: lipid binding. Bases 98 to 448 code for a protein of 116 amino acids.